UAUCGCGCCUAGUCUUGCUAACUCAUUGGUCUCCCGCCAAGUGUUCCGUCCCUCCCUUUGAGUACAACAGCCGUUGAACGUAAGGUUACGGCUUGGCACUGACAGUGGUAGUGGUACAGCUGGUUCAGUGCGUAAGUAUUGCUGUCGUAAAUGGCGCACAGCUCAAGCGCAGAAAUGUCCGUUUCUCCCGAGUGCAGUGUUUCUGAAGAUAACGAGGUAAUUACUAUGGUAGAUGUGCUGAAAGAGGAAGAGGAAUUAGAGGACUGUACUAAGGCGCUGUUGGGUGCUUCUGAUGAUAAAAAUUGCACUUACUCGAAGGGAUAUGUUAAACGGCAAGCAUUAUAUGCAUGUGUCACAUGCAUUCCUCAGGACAAAGAAAAUUUGCAACCUGGUGGUGUGUGUUUGGCAUGCAGUUACCAUUGCCAUGAAGGUCAUGAGCUUAUAGAACUGUACACAAAAAGAAACUUUCGUUGUGAUUGUGGCAAUAGCAAGUUUCCUGGUCAUAAAUGCAUCUUGGAACCAAAUAAAGCAAGAAUCAAUGAUCAAAAUAGCUAUAAUCAAAAUUUUGGGGGUGUAUAUUGUUUGUGCAAGAGGCCGUAUCCUGAUCCAGAGGAUGAUUCUGGUGAUAUAAUGAUCCAGUGCAUCGUUUGUGAAGACUGGUAUCAUGAAAGGGAUAAAAGGAAGAUAAUCAAACCAUUUGCUGUUACAGAUCAAGGCUGCAUAUUAAAGGAUAUGAAAUCUUCCAGUGAAAAUGAAUCUCCUCAGGCUACUGCCUUUCCUCAAGAUUGGCGCAAAAACUUAUGCAAAUGCGAGAGAUGUAUGGACAAGCUGAGCUCUACAAACGGUGACCCCGACCUCGUGAACAUCAUUACAUUGUGGACGAACCCUGGGUGUGCAGAUAUGACCCGGAAACCAAAUCCCAGUCGUUACGGUGGAAACCUUUUAAGUCGCAAGCCCGAAGAAGGCCCGCCAAAUGUGCAGCUACAUCAGAGUGAUGCUGACUCCCAUGGUGUGGUACACCACGACUAUGCACCACAAGUUCAAACAAUCACCAAAGGCAUAUCCUUUGUAGUGUACGAGUCUAAUGGAUUGAGCUUCCUCUUGGAUGAACAGGACACUGUUCAGGCAUAUGAAGAGAAGGGAAAAGCAAAUGGAGAAACACAAUAUGAACGCGGCAUGAAAGCACUCUCGUCAAUGGAUAGAGUGCAAAGUAUAGAAGCCAUAAAAGGGUACAAUGAUAUGAAAAGCCAAUUGAUGGAGUAUUUGCAGAAAUUUGCUGAAAGUAAGAAGGUUGUGAGGGAAGAAGACAUUAAAGAGUUUUUUAAUGGAAUGAAUGCUCGUAAAAAGCAACGUAUGGAUGUUAAUGUACCUUAUUUUUGUCGAUGAUUGUUGCUGAUGACUUUUUGUAAUUGUGAUCAAUCAUUGUAUGUACCGAAAUCUUCAAUAAUAAUAAUAAUAAAAUAAGAAGUUCCAAGAAUCUUAAUAAUUCUUAGUAACAAGUGUUAUUUACAUGUAGAUAAUGACCUUGCAUCUUGAUAGUAUUCAUAAAUUGUGAGACUAGGCCAAUAAAUUUUGAAUUUUUCCCCCCAAUGCAAACAUUUUCAAAAUGUAAAUCUGGUGAAGCAGGCCAAAUAAAUGGCUGAUAAAACAUUGUAGGGAGAAAAAUUUCACAUUUAGUGACUCACCAUCAAGAUUCCUAAUAUCAAUAAUGUUCAAAAGAUUGUAGUGUCUUAUCUUAAGCUGGUGUGCUUGUACAGACAUUGAAUCAGUAAAGUCCAUUGCUUUCCUCAUAGUGAGUUUGGCAGACUUAGUUUAAAUGACGUAACAAUAAUAUAAACCAUUUAUUUCAAGUUCCAUACCAUAGUAAAACUAUUUCUCCCUGAGAUGGGAUAGCAUCAAUUUACAAAGAUCUCUAAGUUAAUAAAUUUAUGAAGCAUUCAUUUUAUGUAAAUUGCAAUUGUGUAGAUGGCUAGAGGAUUUUUCAUCACUUCACUAUCAUACAAGAUGAAAGUACUGCUAUCAGCAAAGUAACAGUUGUAGUCAUGGAAAGGAAUUCAAGCCCAUUAUUAAAUACCUCUGGAAACAAUUUUUGUUGGAUACUUUCUGUGAUUGCACUAACACUGAAAUAGUGCAAGAAAUGACAACAGAACAGCACUAUGUAUUUUAUAACAUUUGAAAUACAACAUGUUUAAUUCAUGAAUGUAAAUCGUAUACAAUACUGUAAGAUACUUCAGUGGAAGGAAAUUGGGACCUUACAGUGUAAAGAAAGGAAUGAGCUUGAUAAAUGUUAAAUUGAAUGUUGAUGUUUGUAAUGUUCAUGUCUGAGAUUCCAAUGAGGGCCAGAUUUCAAGACCAGGGCACCUAAGCAGAUAAUAUAUUGAGGCCUCUACUUUUUUGUAAUUGAUCCAAAAAUGAACAAAAUAAUUCAUAUGUAACAGAAUUUAAAAAAACAUUUGUUAAACAAGAUCAGUUUUUAAAAUUUUAAGUGGUUUAUACAAUUUUUCUCAAAUACAUAUUGUUUUUCUGACGUAUUCUUGUAUCUCAAAUUCAUAAACUCACCUCUGUACAAUAAUAUACAAUAAUGAUAAUAAUUCAACAGAAUAUUUUUAUUUAUCUUAUUACUCACUCAUCCGGGCAAGGGGCAUAUUAUUCAGAUAGUAUGUGAUGUUUAGUUUUAAAUAGUAACUUGAAUAAAUUAAGUUAAAUUGUUAAAAUCCUUCAAUAUAAUUCGUUCUAAUAAAAUUGGCUAAUUUAUUCACAUGAAAAUCAAGAAACGCUGGGUUGUCCCAGAGAAAUGCU
Molecule: messenger RNA, 2799 nt
Organism: Gryllus bimaculatus (two-spotted cricket)
Lineage: Eukaryota; Metazoa; Arthropoda; Insecta; Orthoptera; Gryllidae
Source: the annotation of a GenBank genome assembly